Molecule: messenger RNA, 741 nt
Organism: Rhagoletis zephyria (snowberry fruit fly)
Lineage: Eukaryota; Metazoa; Arthropoda; Insecta; Diptera; Tephritidae
Product: putative nuclease HARBI1
Source: RefSeq, a predicted model, not a curated record
CCCACGAUGUCUAUCGUACUUAAUGAAGUGACCACCUUGAUAGAGCAGAAAAUUUGCCCAAAACACACAAAAUUUGAUAUGAGUGAAGAGGAGCAGAGCAACAGCAAAAUACACUUCUAUAAUAACAGUGGAUUUCCACGUGUCAUAGGUUGUGUAGAUGGAACUCAUGUCCACAUUUUAGCGCCUAUAAAGGAAUUGCAACAUCUAUACAUAAAUAGAAAAGGAUACUUUAGCAUAAACGCGUUAAUGGUUUGCGACUACAAAAUAAAUAUAACCUAUGUCGAUGCCAGACAUCCUGGAUCCACACAUGAUGUCUUUAUAUGGGACAACAGCACACUCAAAGAAAUGAUGUCAAAUAUUGCAUCAGAAAACACGUGGCUUUUAGGUGACGCUGGAUUUCCGUUGGAGACAUUUCUGAUGACUCCAUUUCGAGCCGCAGAAAGCGGCAGCCCAGAAUGCAGAUACAAUAAAGUGCAUUGCAAAGCCAGGAACAUAAUAGAGCGAACUUUUGGUGUUUUGAAGCCGAAAUUUAGAUGCCUAUAUUCCGAGCGUGGGCGUCAUUGUGCACCAGAGAAAGCGACUGCAAUGAUAAAUUCAUGUUGUGCCAUUUAUAACAUUGGACGUAUGAUUAUAAUUAUCGGUAUACAGACUGCGAUACCGAAACUGAUAUUGCAGAGAUGGAGAAAAGUUUUAAUUUUGAAACAGGGAGACAAAUCUUGUAGCUCAAGAAAUAAGAUGUAA